CCAACGUUCAAGACCAACUUCGACAAGACAAAUCUCUCCUCACAAUCCGCCGACCGUCCUCUUUCAAAAUGGCCGCCCAAAACUCUGCGGGAAUCCAAACGCUGCUCGAUGCCGAACGAGAAGCCCAAAAGAUUGUGCAGCAAGCAAGAGAAUACCGCACGAAGCGAGUAAAGGACGCCCGAAGCGAAGCGCAAAAGGAAAUCGAGGACUACAAAAAAGGAAAGGAGAAUGAGUUCCAGAAGUUCGAGAAGGAGCACAGCUCUGGAAACAAGCAGGCUGAGGACGACGCGAAGAAAGACACGGAAGUCAAGGUCAAGGAGAUUGAGGGUAUUGGCAGCAAGUCAGGUUCCAAGGUUGUAGAGCAACUGCUUACGGCGGUUACGAACGCGAAGCCCGAACCACCUCGCGGACGAGCUUGA
Molecule: messenger RNA, 419 nt
Organism: Periconia digitata
Lineage: Eukaryota; Fungi; Ascomycota; Dothideomycetes; Pleosporales; Periconiaceae
Source: the annotation of a GenBank genome assembly